AUGAAGCAGGAUGAAGUGAACCCAACAAAGGCGCAAAUUUCGGCACGGCAGUUCCUUUCGCGAAAGUUGCCAACUUUCACCGGUCGACAUGAGGAGUGGCCAAUCUUUUUAAGCAGUUUCAACACCACGACUAAGGCUUGCGGAUUUUCAAAUUUAGAGAACCUGGCUCGUUUGCAGGAGAGCUUGAGGGGCCCUGCACGGGAUUCAGUUUGCAGUCGACUGUUGUUGCCGGAAGCGGUACCGCAAAUCAUCGAAACAUUGCGGAUGCUGUAUGGGAGGCCGGAGCAAUUAUUGAACGCGUUGCUGGUGAAAGUGAGGAAGACAGAUCCACCGAAAGCGGACCGAUUAGGUACGUUCAUCAGUUUUGGGAUGGUAGUUCAGCAAUUAUGCGACCAUCUUGAAGCAACGCAACUCAAUGACCACCUGGUAAAUCCCUUGCUGAUCCAGGAGCUGGUUGAGAAGUUACCUCCAGGGACGAAAAUGGAUUGGGUUCGGUACAAAAGGCUACAGGGUAGAGUCACACUUCGGACGUUGGCUGAUUUUUUGUCCGAACUGGUGUCUACUGCCAGUGAAGUAAGUGGAGUCGUGGAUGCAUCAUUAAAUCCAAUCGGUAGUCGUGCCAGCAAGAUCAGAGGCGGAAGAUCGAAGGAAUAUGAAAGUCACAUCAACGCACACAGCGAAGAAUUGUCGAGAAAACCGGAAUACCCAAGAACACCGUGUCCAACGUGUGGACGCACAAACCAUCGACUUCGGAACUGCGAUGAAUUUCGAAAGAUGGGUGUUUUGCAGCGACUGGAGGUUGUCGAUCGAUUUGAACUAUGUCGAUCAUGUCUGAACGCGCAUGGGAGGAGCAGAUGCAAAGCGAACAUUCGGUGUAAGGUCGACAGGUGUCAAGGCCAGCACAAUACAAUGCUUCACCAACAUUCAACGGAACUGCGUUCAAACUGUAAUGCACACAGCGCAAGUCAGCAGGUGUCGGUAAUUUUUCGGAUGAUUCCAGUAACACUGAGCUACGGAGGAAUGUCCAUCAACACCUUAGCUUUUCUCGAUGAGGGUAGUUCUUUCUCGCUGGUGGAAUGUUCUAUCACAAAUAUGUUGAAGGCGACUGGGAAACCACAGCCCCUACGUGUUACCUGGACCGCAGGGAUGACGAGGCUAGAACGGGAGUCAAUGCUGUUGAAUCUGACGAUUUCUGCUGUCGGUUCGAAGGAACGGUUUUCGAUGGAAAAGGUCCACACUGUGGAGGAGCUGAAGUUGCCGGUGCAGUCUCUGAACUACCGGGAAUUGGCGGAGAGCUAUAGCCAUCUUAGAAAUCUUCCGGUAGCUGAGUAUCCAAAUGAGUCUCCGAGGAUUUUAAUUGGUUUGAAACAUCUACAUUUAUUUGCACCCAUUGAAUCGCGAAUUGGUCGACCAGGAGAGCCGAUAGCCAUUAGAUCCAUGCUCGGGUGGACGGUCUAUGGUCCAAAAGAAGGAGGUAGCUUGCGAACUGUAUACGUUGGACAUCAUUCAUGCACUGGUGUGUCCAAUCAAGAACUGCAUGAUCUUCUCAAGUCACAAUAUAUACUUGAAGAGCCGGGUGUAACAGUGGAUGUUUUGCCAGAGUCAGCUGAAGAUCGACGAGCUCGGGAGAUAUUGGAAACUACGACGAAGCGAGUUGGAGACAGGUUCGAAACGGGUAUGCUAUGGAAAGAGGAUGAUCCAUCGUUUACAAACAGCUACCCAAUGGCAUCAAGUCGAAUGAGAAGUCUCGACAAGCGCCUAUCGCAGAACCCACAACUAUUGGAAAACGUUCGGAGCCAACUCGUGAAAUAUCAAAGUAAGGGGUACUGUCACAGAGCAACUGUAGAGGAAUUAACGAAGACUGACCCCAAGAAGGUGUGGUACCUUCCCCUCAACAUUGUGAUCAAUCCGAAGAAGCCGAAUAAAAUUCGGCUUGUAUGGGAUGCCGCUGCUGCUGUAGAAGGUGUGUCGCUUAAUUCGAAGCUGCUUAAGGGACCGGAUUUCUUAACUUCGUUACCUUCGGUUGUGUGUAAGUUCCGACAGUACAGUAUUGGAUUUGGGGGAGACAUCCGAGAGAUGUUCCACCAACUGAUGAUUCGUCCGGAAGACAGGCAAGCUCUGCGGUUCAUGUUUGAUGGAGAGAUCUACGUGAUGGACUGCGCUAUAUUUGGAGCAACAUGCUCGCCAAGCCAGGCGCUCUACGUUAAGGAUCGCAACGCUAGUGAGUUCUUGAAGCAGUUUCCAGAUGCCGUAAGUGCUAUUGUAAAUCGACAUUACGUGGAUGACUACUUCGACAGUACAGAGACCGUGAAAGAGGCGGUGAAAAGGGCAAGUGAGGUCAAGUACAUCCAUUCAAGGGGCGGUUUCGAGAUUCGAAACUGGGUGUCGAAUUCUCACGCAGUACUCCAGCAGCUAGGUGAGUCAAAAACGAACCAAAUGGUCUAUUUCAAUACCGAUAAAGCUACGGGCUCUGAGCGGGUUUUGGGAAUCGUCUGGGACCCUCAAGAGGAUGUGUUCACGUUUGCUUUGAAACUGCGAGAGAAUCUGCAACCAUGUCUGACAGGCGACAAGCGUCCGACCAAACGAAUCGUUUUGAGUAUAGUGAUGAGUCUGUUUGAUCCGUUAGGCUUGCUGACGAUGUUCGUCAUUCAUGGUAAGAUGUUGAUACAGGACCUAUGGCGCACAGGUUGUGAGUGGGAUGAUACGGUCGACGAUGAGAGCUUCGAAAAAUGGAAAAGAUGGACAGCGCUACUGCCCGAUAUAGAACGGCUAAGAAUUCCCCGUCACUAUUUCGGUGCUGGUGAAUUUCUGGACUACGAAUCGUUACAGCUACACGUAUUCGUAGAUGCCAGUGCCGGUGCAUAUGGCUGCGUAGCAUAUUUUCGGUUGUUAGUAGAUGGGAUUCCGCGGUGUACCUUGGUUCAAGCAAAAUCUAAAGUGGCACCGUUAAGGCAAUAUUCGAUACCACGUUUGGAGUUGAUGGCAGCGGUGAUGGGAGCAAAAUUAGCCGAAACCGUCAAAGCAAAUCACAGUUUUUGCAUCAACCGUGUUCAAUUUUGGACGGAUUCAAGUACAGUGUAUUCCUGGAUUGUAUCGGAUCACCGGAAGUACAAAGUGUUCGUGGCUUACCGGAUUGGCGAAAUUCUGAGUAAGACAAACCCAGCGAAUUGGCGUUGGAUUUGCACGAAGCUGAAUAUAGCGGAUGAUUUGACUAAAUGGAAGAACGGAAACAAAAUUGAAUCACAUAGCCCCUGGUUCACCGGCCCUAAGUAUCUAUAUGAAGCAGAGAAUAUGUGGCCAUAUCCGGAACCACCCAGACCAAACGUGACUGAAGAGCUACGGGUCAGCGCGUUGUUCCACAGUGUAGAGAUCGCGGACCCUCUAAUCGAUUGUAGUCGUAUUUCGAAGUGGAACAUUAUAGUCCGCACGGUGGCAAACGUUGUACGGUUCGUGUCAAACAUUCGGCGUAAACAGCAGGGCUUACCGAUCGAAUCGUUACCAGUUGAUCGUAGGAUAGCACGGUUAGGUAGAGGUUCCGUAGCAGCAGUAAAACGUCCCUUGUCGACAGAGGAAUACCAAGAGGCUGAGCGCCUUCUGUGGAAAAUGGCGCAGGUAGAAUCAUUUCCAGAUGAAGUGAAAACGUUAGUGAAAUGCAGAGAAGGGAAAAGAAUAUCCAUUGAUCGUUCUAGCAAUAUUUUCAAGCUUUCGCCUGUGCUGGACGAACACAAUGUGAUGCGGAUGGAUGGUAGAGUACAAGAGGGAGAAUUCAUUCCAUUUGAGUUACAGUUCCCAGUGAUUCUUCCGAAAGGGCACCCAGUUACUGUCAGGCUUAUAGAAUACUAUCAUAAUCUAUUUGGUCAUGGAAACCGAGAAACCGUAGUGAACGAGUUGAGACAACGUUUCUACAUCCCAAGGGUCCGAAGAGAGCUAGAGAAAAUCGGAAAAAACUGUAUGCAGUGCAGAGUAAGAAAAUGUAAACCGGUGGUUCCGAGGAUGGCUCCGCUUCCAAAUCAACGAACUACUCCUUACGUUAGGCCAUUCAGUUAUGUGGGAGUAGACUUCUUCGGUCCGAUCAAUGUGGUGGUUGGACGUCACACGGAAAAGCGUUGGUGUGCUCUCUUUACUUGCUUUGGAACGAGAGCUAUCCACCUUGAAGUCGUACAUAGUUUAUCGUCGCAAGCGUGCCUGAUGGCCAUUCGUCGUUUUGUUUGCAGACGAGGAGUUCCCGUUGAGUUUUUCUCUGAUAAUGGGACGAACUUUGUGGGCGCCAGUAAGGAGAUUAUGAAGGAGAUCAAAUCUGAUUGUUCCGAAGAGCUGACGAGUUCUAGGACCCGAUGGAACUUCAAUCCGCCAUCAGCACCCCACUUUGGCGGAGUUUGGGAGAGGCUCGUUCGUUCGGUGAAAGAGACGAUGGAUGUAUUGGAUGACGGCCGCAGACUGACGGAUGAAAUACUCCAAACUACAUUAACUGAAGCAGAGGACAUAGUAAAUUCCAGACCCUUGACUUAUGUUCCUCAAGAUCCAGAAAAUUCGGGAGCUAUUACUCCAAACCAUUUCUUGAGGGGACAACCAUCAAGUGGAACAGAGUGUCGCAGGCUGUCGACCAAUGAUGCGGAGGCUCUAAAAAACAGCUACAAGAGGUCGCAGCUAUUGGCUGACCGUAUAUGGAAGCGAUGGUUGACCGAGUAUCUUCCGUUCAUCAACCGACGUGUCAAGUGGCACACUGAGCAGAAGCCAUUAGAAGUAGGCGAAGUUGUGUUUGUGGCAGACGAGGACAACCGGAAGUGUUGGGUUAGAGCAAUUGUGGAAGAAGUUAUUCUUGGAGUUGACGGACGUAUUAGGCAAGCAGUGGUACGUACAGCCAAGGGAACGUAUAAGCGUCCGGUAGCCAAGCUGGCGGUGCCGGAGAUUCGUAUUGGUAAAUCUGGCAAGGAUCCUUCACCAGUGUUACGGGGAGGGGCUGUUGCGGCACCGGUGACGUCAUAG
Molecule: messenger RNA, 4986 nt
Organism: Toxorhynchites rutilus septentrionalis
Lineage: Eukaryota; Metazoa; Arthropoda; Insecta; Diptera; Culicidae
Exons: 1
Coding region: 1-4986 (1661 amino acids)
Biological process (GO): DNA integration
Molecular function (GO): nucleic acid binding
Source: RefSeq, a predicted model, not a curated record